AUGUCACAGUCCACGAACAACACAGAAGAUAUACGCAUCCUGAGUCUAGAUGGCGGAGAUGGCCGCUGUAUCUCACAGCUCUACAUUUUACGAGAGUACAUGCAUCGUAUUCGCCAUGAUCUCAAUCACGAAGUUUCACCAAGCGAUCAUUUUCAUCUCAUUACAGCCGUUGGACCAGCCAGUGUGAUUGCAGUACUCCUUGGAAUUCUUAAGAUGUCCGCCGACGACACUAUCGCCACGUUUGCUCGUAUCUGCCAGGAAGUGUACCCAGUCGAGGGCAUGGACGCAGUCUCCCGGUCAGCAAAACUCCGCGGGGUACUGACUAGCAUCCUCAAGGAGCAUGAUAUCGACCCGAACAUCCUGUUGAGUCAGGCUGGUGGGACCAAUAUCUGUCUGGGCUAUUCGUCUACCUCGAGCAUGGCGACUUGGAGGGCAUUCCGCAACUAUCCGAGCCGACAAUACUCCUAUGAACCCCCGCUCAUCGAUGCCAUCUGCGCCUGUUGGGCUAGCACAGGUCUCUUCCAAGCCAUUGCAGUCGGCAGCGAGGUGGAAAAGGAUGAUGCAAUCAGUGCGGAAGCCGCAUAUCCGAAUCCUACUGUUCAAGCGGUCCAAGAGGCCAGUGAAAUCUAUGGGGCGGACAAACAUGUUGGGCUGCUUUUAAGCCUUGGGUCCGGGAUGUCCUCUCGCAUAGUCCCUGGAGGCGAAUUCAAGCUCAUUCAAACCGAGGUUACCUCUCGCGAGCUCGAACGCCGCUUCGGGACGACUGGCGUCUACUAUCGUCUUAGCGUUGUGCCCAGUCUUGCCGCCGCAACCGAGAUGACACAGGAGAUCGUCGGUGUCAUAUCCGCUCACACCUCGGACUAUUUACAAAAUCCGGUGACGGAUCGGCUGCUCGAUCAGGUGGCUAAAACUCGUUCUAGGGCCAGUCGCUUCACGCUAAGGAGCAUGUCGGAAACGACGGCUCCACCAAAGGUUUCGAUGGCCGGUCUUCCACCCCUCUCGCCUUACUUUGUCCAAAGAGAGGUGCCGAUGAAUCAUAUGGAUGUGGCUCUUCUUGGUUCUGAGGAAGAGAUGAGACAAAGAGUCUCAAUUAUAACAGGAAUGGGUGGUUCGGGUAAGACACAACUUGUCGUCGCCUGGGCAAGGCUCCACGCCGAAUGUUUCCAGCACAUUCUAUUCAUCGAUGCUUCGUCGGAUAGGAGCAUUGAGACGGACCUCGUGGCCCGGCUCAAGUCCAUCGACCGGUCAUUCCAAGGAACCGACCUCAGCAGUGCUCUCCAGGCUCUGGCUGAGCCAAACGAGGUCACCACAACCAAGUGGUGCCUCAUACUUGACAACGCGGAUGACCCAGAUCUGGAUAUCACCUCCGUCCUCCCUACUUGCGAUCAUGGCGCCAUCAUUAUCACGAGCCGCAACGCCCAACUCGAAUUUAUUUCGCCAGAAGGGCACAUAGCGCUCGAGUUGAUGAGCAAAAGCGAGGCAUGCGAUGCACUUUUGAACUCCGCGCUUGGCCCGGCUGAGAAGCGUACUUCGCGCCAAAGGGAGCAAGCGAUGGCGAUUGUGAAGGAAUUUGAAUACCUUCCAAUCGCAGUCAUCCAGGCGGGAUGUUAUAUACGCAAACACAAAUGCUUGGAGACGUACCUCAAGCGACUCGAGACGAGUCGUUCCGAGCUUUUGAAACAGACGACGGUCCAGCGGGACAAGCUGAGGUACAAACACAGUGUUUACGCAGCAUUUGACACUUCGCUGUCCUCGUUGUCGGAGCGCGCCCUUGGCCUCCUCUCGAUUCUCUGCUUUUUCCAUUAUACCGGCUUUCCUCGAUCAAUGAUCGGCCUCGCUGCCUCAAAGGGUUUCUCACAUGAGGAGUACAAGCUCAUGGAUCGUAGCCCGGAUUUCCAAGAGUCCAUCGACCUCCUUCGCCGGCUCAUAGUCCCAACUGGGAAGUUUGAGGAGAUCGAGCUGGACCGAGUCCUUGAGGAGCUUCUACAACUCUCACUAAUCACGCUUGUAUCCCUCUACUCGGAUAUCCGACUUCGCUUCCAUCCUCUUCUACAUGCGUGGGCCUAUGAUCGUCAGAGUGCAGAGGAGAGACGACGGAACAUGGUCGCGGCUCUGCGACUGUUGACUUGCGUUGUGGACGAAGGCGAUGGUAUAGACAUUGAGCAAGAGCUUUUCCCACAUGCACGCCGCUUCAUUUCCGAGAUAGAUACACUGCACAUCAAUGACAGGGCAGCACUUGUCGAGCUAUCCGAUCCAUCUCUGGCAGCUGCUACCUCUCUCACGACUUGGGAAAGGAUCCAUGAAACGGUUCGUGCUGCCUAUGGAGACUUGGAUAUACGGACUAGCGAGGCACUUCUCAAGGUUGCCAUUGCACAGAUGACUAUUCCCGAUUAUACAAGAAUGGAAAGUCUCUCUCGUCAAGUGCUGGAGCUGCGAAAGUCCGUCAGUGGGCCCAGGACAGCCUCGACUGCUGAGGCUAUGUUUUGGCUGGCAGAGUGUCUUCGGUUGACAAUGAAGAAUCAUGAAGAGAUGCUCAAUUUACUACAUUUGGCAUAUAGCAUUCAAGAGGAGGUACUUGGACCGAGCCAUGCCAAAACUCAGAAGACCAUGUUCAUCCUGGCGUACAACCUAAUGAAAUCAUCCAAGGACCCAAAGUAUGAUGAAGCCAGUGUCAUUUUGGAAAGGCUCAUGGAAACACAAACGAGGUUAUAUGGGCCGCUCCACCCCUGGACACUCAAUACAACCAACUCUUUGCUUGACUGCUAUGCCACUAUGGGGGAGAAAAAGAAGGGACAGCUCAAUCAGCUCCUGCAAAUUCGUCAUGAAAUUGGUAACCCCGAUGGAAAUCAUGAUAUUGCCCUCCUCUCUUUCCAAGCUCAUAUAUACGAGUUGCAAGGAAAGUACCCAGAAGCUGAAGGCGCUUAUCAGGAGGCAAUAAAAGCUGGAAGUCGACUCUAUGGGGAAUUCUCUAUUCGUAAUCUCACCACAGUCUUGACAUUCUCCGCGUUUCUCUGGAAGCUGCAUAAGAACAUAGAACUCGAGUCACUGCUACGUAAAUAUGCCAAGGCCAGUGACGAGCUGCGUGGAGCAGUUCAUUAUCAACUACUCCAAAUACUGGUAAUGCUCGGCUCCUCCCUUACUUUCCAGGAGAAAUACAACGAAGCCCAAACCUUACUCUCGACAACACUUGCAAAGGUCAUCGAGGAAUUUGGAGAGCUUCAUGCUCUUGCUGCCGAUAUACGUAUAUUGCUGGCCUCCUGCUACUUCAAGCAGGAAUGCUAUCCUGAGGCAGAGCAACUUUUCCGUGAAAACCUCAAGUACUUCAAAGAAGCCCUGGAAGAAGGGAAUGCCGGCGAGUCCUACUCGCUCAUUGGUGUUGCUAAGUGUGUAUUCGAGCAAAAGCGGUUCGAGGAAUCAGAGGAGCUCUGGCGUGAGAUCUACCUUCAGAGGAAGAGGACUCUGGGACCAAAUCACCCCGCAGUAUGCUGGAGUUUCUGCUUUAUAAUCGAGUCUCUUCAAAUGAGGGACCUCUUUGAUGCUGCUACGCCUCAUAUUUCCGAGGUUAUGCAGUUAUACCGUGAUCUAGAAGGUGGGACACAGCGUGAGAUAUUAGAGGCAUAUUGGAAGGUUGGGAAGGCACUGGAGAGACAGAGAAUGCUCACCGAGGCAGAGGAAGUCUUUCGGGCCCAUUUAGACCGUAUCAAAGAAUUUGAAGGAGACAGCGGGCCAGAAUAUGCGCGAGAGUUGGGUAACUUGGCCAAGGUGCUGUUCGACCAAGGCCGAUAUGACGAGUCAAAGACCAUUCGCGAGGACCAAAUGCGACGUUGGAGUGAGCUACAGGACAAGGAGGGACAAGAAUUUAUCUCUGAAAAGCUGCGGCAGAUCGAGGAGGCCCUUUCAUCCCAGCCCUCGGUCGACGCGUAG
This is a messenger RNA of Serendipita indica DSM 11827, 3924 nucleotides long. The record is from the annotation of a GenBank genome assembly. Lineage: Eukaryota; Fungi; Basidiomycota; Agaricomycetes; Sebacinales; Serendipitaceae.